Messenger RNA from Arabidopsis lyrata subsp. lyrata, 2887 nucleotides. RefSeq names its product G-type lectin S-receptor-like serine/threonine-protein kinase At1g61550. NCBI's taxonomy places the organism in Eukaryota, Viridiplantae, Streptophyta, Magnoliopsida, Brassicales, Brassicaceae. The record is from RefSeq and is a predicted model, not a curated record. Gene Ontology annotation, biological process: protein phosphorylation; recognition of pollen. Gene Ontology annotation, molecular function: ATP binding; protein serine/threonine kinase activity.
GCCGGACAAAGGGUUGAAAGCCAGAUAAUUGGUGCUUUGCAUCCCUGUGCUUACGCAGGUGACCAAGACCUGGUGGCCUAGCCAGGACCGUUGUAGUGUGGAAUACCAGAUGGCAGAUACGUUGUAUUGGGGUAAAAAAAGGUCAGUGGUACAAUUCUCGUGUUUGAAAAUGAAUGGUAGUGGUGAUGACUAUUUUUCAUUGGUUGUGGCCUCAAUGAGUUGAGAAGGACCUGAAAGUAAUAGGUCAACCGUUGCAUGGUUGAUUGAGUAAACAUAAGCAUUUCACUUUUCUAGAAUCUGUAUUAUAAAACUAGGUUUUAAGUUGAUCGUGAAUAAAGUAAUACAUAAUCUUGGAAAAUGGGUGUUGUGUAGUCAACAUUGGUUAGAGGUGGUUUCAUUUUCUAUUCAGCACUUGACUUUGUUUUAUUUGCUUACUUUUCUCUUGUAUUCAUGUUCUCUUCCUACAAUAAUCUGAGGAGAUUGUUCUUGGACAUUGGGGAUGACGAGUCCUAAUAACUCUCAGAACUUGUAUGUUGGAAUCUGGUUCAAGGGUAUCCUUCCCCGGACAGUUGUGUGGGUGGCCAAUAGAGAAAAUCCUGUUACAGACUCCACGGCGAAUCUAGCUAUCAGUAGCAAUGGAAGUCUUCUCUUAUUUGAUGGCAAACAUGGCAUUGUCUGGUCCAUUGGAGAAAUUUUUGCAUCUAACGGGUCUCGUGCAGAGCUUUCAGACAGCGGAAAUCUUUUAAUCAUAGAAAAAGUUUCGGGAAUAACUCUAUGGCAAAGCUUUGAGCAUCUUGGUAAUACUAUGCUACCUUACUCCUCCCUGAUGUAUAACCCUGCCACUGGUGAGAAGCGGGUAUUGUCUUCCUGGAAAAGUUACACCGAUCCAUCGCCUGGUGAGUUUGUAGAUCAUAUUACAACGCAAGUGCCACCACAAGGGUUUAUUAUGAGAGGCUCGAAGCCUUAUUGGAGAAGCGGUCCAUGGGCUAAAACAAGGUUUACUGGCGUACCAUAACGGAUGAAUCAUACACACAUCCAUCCAUUUAGCGUUCAGCAGGAUGCAAACGGGUCAGUAUACUUCUCUCAUUUACAAAGAAACUUCAAACGUUCAUUUUUAGUAUUAACAUCAGAGGGGUCACUGAAGGUUACUCAUCAUAAUGGCACAGACUGGGUAUUGAACAUUGAUGUUCCAGCUAACACAUGUGAUUUUUACGGUGCAUGUGGACCUUUUGGAUUGUGUGUAAUGUCCAUUCCUCCAAAGUGUAAAUGCUUUAAAGGUUUUGUACCACAAUUCAGUGAGGAAUGGAAAAGAGAGAAUUGGACUGGUGGUUGUGUGAGGCGUACUGAACUACAUUGUCAAGGAAACUCUACUGGGAAACAUGUAAACGUCUUCCAUCCUGUUGCCAACAUAAAACCUCCAGACUUUUACGAAUUUGUGUCCUCUGGGAGUGCAGAAGAAUGCUACCAAAGUUGCCUCCACAAUUGUUCGUGCUUGGCUGUAUCUUAUAUUCAUGGAAUAGGCUGCUUAAUGUGGAGCCAGGAACUAAUGGAUGUAGUGCAAUUCUCUGCGGGAGGAGAGCUUCUUUUCAUUCGUCUUGCACGUUCUGAAAUGGGUGGAAACAAGCGCAAGAAGACCAUUACUGCUAGUAUUGUUAGCAUUUCUGUUUUUGUGACAUUGGCUUCUGCUGCGUUUGGUUUCUGGAGAUACAGAUUGAAACAUAAUGCAAUUGCAUCAAAGGUUUCUUUACAAGGUGUAUGGAGGAAUGAUUUGAAAUCAGAAGAUGUCUCAGGUUUAUAUUUCUUUGAGAUGAAGACCAUUGAAAUUGCCACCAAUAAUUUCAGUCUCGUAAACAAACUCGGACAAGGUGGAUUUGGUCCAGUUUACAAGGGAAAGCUACAAGAUGGGAAAGAAAUUGCUGUAAAACGUCUUUCUAGCAGCUCCGGACAGGGCAAAGAGGAGUUCAUGAAUGAAAUAGUACUCAUCUCCAAGUUACAACACAUAAACUUGGUUCGGAUUUUAGGAUGUUGCAUUGAAGGAGAAGAGCGGCUAUUGAUUUAUGAGUUCAUGGUGAACAAAAGCCUUGAUACUUUUAUCUUUGAUUCAAGAAAAAGGCUUGAGAUUGAUUGGCCUAAGAGAUUCAGUAUUAUUCAAGGGAUUGCGCGUGGACUUCUUUACCUUCACCGUGACUCACGUCUCAGAGUAAUUCACCGAGAUGUGAAGGUUAGCAAUAUUCUUCUUGACGAAAAAAUGAACCCGAAAAUAUCAGAUUUUGGAUUGGCUCGGAUGUAUGAAGGAACCAAAUAUCAGGACAACACUCGCAGGAUUGUAGGAACUCUAGGAUAUAUGUCUCCUGAGUAUGCAUGGACUGGAGUUUUCUCUGAGAAGUCCGACACCUACAGCUUUGGAGUUGUUUUGUUAGAAGUUAUCAGCGGAGAGAAGAUCUCAAGAUUCAGUUAUGAUAAAGAGUGCAAAAGCCUUCUUGCAUAUGCGUGGGAAUCAUGGUGCGAAAAUGGAGGAGUUGAUUUUUUGGAUAAAGAUGUUGCUGAUUCAUGUCACCCAUCUGAAGUUGGAAGGUGUGUUCAAAUUGGUCUGCUUUGUGUUCAACACCAACCUGUAGAGAGACCCAACACACUUGAGUUGUUGUCUAUGCUCACCACAACAUCAGAUCUUCCAACACCAAAAGAACCCACAUUUGCAGUGCAUACUAGCAAUGACGGAUCCCGCACUAGUGAUUUGAUUACCGUCAAUGAGGUGACACAAUCUGUGGUGCUUGGGCGUUAAGAACGAUGACACGUUAUCUCAUCUCAACUAAACUGAUAAAAUUUUCAAUGUUGUAACUUCAACUUCAUAUUAAUUCAUUUCAAAUAAAGUGUUUUAGUUAGUAUC